Messenger RNA from Phyllostomus discolor (pale spear-nosed bat), 894 nucleotides. RefSeq names its product glyceraldehyde-3-phosphate dehydrogenase-like. NCBI's taxonomy places the organism in Eukaryota, Metazoa, Chordata, Mammalia, Chiroptera, Phyllostomidae. The record is from RefSeq and is a predicted model, not a curated record. Gene Ontology annotation, molecular function: NAD binding; oxidoreductase activity, acting on the aldehyde or oxo group of donors, NAD or NADP as acceptor.
GUUGCUUUCAAUGAUCCCUUCAUUGACCUCAAUUACAUGGUCUACAUGUUCCAGUAUGAUUCUACCCAUGGCAAGUUCAAAGGCACUGCACUCAAGGCUGAUAAUGGGAAGCUUGUCAUCAGUGGAAAGUCCAUCUCCAUCUUCCAGGAGCAAGAUCUUGCCAACAUCAAAUUGGGUAAUACUGGUGCUGAAUAUGUUUUGGAGUCCACUGUUGUCUUAACUACCUUGGAGAAUACUGGGGCUUACUUGAAAGGUGGAGCCAACAGCGUCAUCAUUUCUGCCCUUGUGUUUGUGAUGAGUGUCAAUCAUGAGAAGUAUGACAACUCCCUCAAGAUUGUCACCAAUGUCUCCUGUACCACCAACUGCCUGCCCCUGACCAAGGUCAUCCAUGACAAACUUAGCAUCAUGGAGGGACUCAUGACCACUGUUUAUGGCAUCACCUACAUGCAAAAAACCAUGGAUGGCCCCUCUGGGGAGCUCUGGCAUGAUGGCCAAGGGGCUGCCCAGAACACCAUCCCUGCUUCUACUGGUGCUGCCAAGGCUGUGGGCAAAGUCACCCCUGAACUGAAUGGGAAGCUAACUGGCACAGCCUUCAGUGUCCCAAACCCCAAUGUGUUAGCUACAGGUCUGGCCUGCUGCCUUGUACUUGAUGCCAAAUACAAUGAUAUCAAGAAGGUCAUACUCUGGAGUGGUGAAGCAGCAUUGGAGGGUCCCCUCAUGGGCACCCUGGGCUAUACUGAGGACCAGGUUGUCUCCUGUUACUUUAACAGUGACACCCACUCCUCUACCUUCAAUGUUGAGGCUGGCAUCAUCUUCAACAACCACUCUGUCAAGCUCAUUUUCUGGUAUGAUUAUAAAUUUGGCUACAGCAGCAGGGUGCUGAAUCUGUCUUGA